This is a messenger RNA of Plectropomus leopardus (leopard coralgrouper), 1278 nucleotides long. The record is from RefSeq and is a predicted model, not a curated record. NCBI's taxonomy places the organism in Eukaryota, Metazoa, Chordata, Actinopteri, Perciformes, Serranidae.
AUGGCUGACAAGUCUGGUCCCAUGAUAGCCUCUGUGCCAAAUCUCACCACUGCCCUUUGGGAGCCCAAUCCUACGGUUCCUCCCGACGUGGGCGUUGUCACAAGCUCCCAGUCACAGGUCAAAGACCUUUUCGGGUUAUUCUGCAUGGUGACCCUUAACCUCAUUGCUUUGUUGGCCAACACCGGUGUGAUGGUGGCCAUUGCCCGUGCUCCUCACCUCAAGAGGUUUGCUUUUGUGUGUCACCUUUGUGCAGUGGACUUGCUGUGUGCCAUCCUCCUCAUGCCUUUGGGUAUCAUAUCCAGCUCAGCAUUCUUUGGCACAGUGGUGUUUACUAUUCUGGAGUGUCAGGUUUACAUCUUCCUCAAUGUUUUCCUCAUCUGUCUCUCCAUUCUCACCAUCACGGCCAUCAGUGUGGAGCGUUACUUCUAUAUCGUACACCCUAUGCGUUAUGAAGUCAAGAUGACCAUCAACCUCGCUAUUGGUGUCAUGCUCCUGAUCUGGAUUAAGUCAGCCCUUCUGGCUUUGGUCACACUGUUUGGAUGGCCAGCUUAUGGACACCAGAGCUCUAUAGCUGCAGCUCACUGCUCUCUCCAUGCGAGCCACAGUCGUCUAAGAAGCGUAUUUGCUGUGCUCUUCAGUGUGGUCUGUUUCCUGGUUCCUGCCGUGAUCAUCUUUGCUGUGUAUGGUGCAGUGUACAAGGUAGCUCGUUCUGCUGCCCUGCAGCAAGUCCCUGCUGUGCAAACAUGGGCAAAUGCAAGUCCUGCUAAGAAUCGCUCCGACUCCAUCAACAGCCAGACCACCAUGAUCACUACCACCCGCACUCUGCCCCAAAGACUAUCUCCAGAGAGGGCCUUCAGUGGAGGAAAGGCUGCUCUCACUUUGGUAUUCAUAGUGGGUCAGUUCUUUGUUUGUUGGCUGCCCUACUUCAUAUUCCACCUUCAAAUGUCUCUAACGGGCUCCAUGAGCAGCCCUGGGGACUUAGAGGAAGCAGUCACCUGGCUUGCCUACUCCUCCUUUGCAGUUAACCCCUUCUUCUACGGCAUGUUGAAUAGGCAGAUAAGAGAAGAGCUGGUGAAGUUUCGGCGCUGCUGCUUGACCCAGCCGGCAGAAUUUGGGACGUCCAGCCACGAGGGCUCCCUUCAGGAGAACUUCCUCCAGUUCAUCCAGAGAACCACAAGCACAACUGAAAGCCCACCCAGUUGUACCAACUCCCGUCCCAAAAACACUGUGGACCAGGGGGUGAAGAUUCCUGGACAAAUACCUGAAGAGCACGCUUAG